This is a messenger RNA of Parasteatoda tepidariorum (common house spider), 7185 nucleotides long. Lineage: Eukaryota; Metazoa; Arthropoda; Arachnida; Araneae; Theridiidae. The record is from RefSeq and is a predicted model, not a curated record.
AUAUCUUAUAAAGUGUUUAUAUUACAUUACUGUAAUAUAUCGCUCUUCCCUAAUGCUAUAUGGUUGACGUUGUAUGUUCAUAUCUUCGUUUGCUUAUCUGUUAUGGUACAUUGCUAUCUACAGUAUCCUUAAUAUUUACAAAACCAUGUUUAAUGAAAUUUUUUUUACUGAAUUUAAGCACAUAGUGUAUCCUUCUUUAAUGAUUUGUGCUCAAUAUUUGCUUUUAAAUGGUGGAUUUCCUCCAAAUUGUAAUAUUCCUCAUUAGCAUGCUUGUCUUUUAAAGGCAUUUUAUUAGUAUCUUUUUAUAUAUAUUUGAUGUAGUAUUGUCCUUUUCAUAUAAUUUUAACAGAUAAAUUCCCCCGAACUUGAUACUUUUUCACACUACAUGUUGUGGAUAUGGCUGCAGUGCUGGAAGUUAUUACAGCGCUAGAGAAAGCUAUUAUAACCAAAGAAGCAUUAGAGAGAACCAGGAUUGGUAGAUACAUAAAUGAAUUGAGAAAAAGGACUAAUAACGAACAAUUAGCACGGCGAGCAAAAGAUCUUGUGAAAAGCUGGAGGAAACUUCUUCCACAAACACAAGAACGAAUAAAUGGUGAAGAUACACAUAACAGUAUUUCAUCUCCUGGAAGCAUGACUGUAUUAGGACCAGGACCUGGUCCAGGUUUUGGUCCUGGACCUGGACCGGGAAAUAGAACUAUAAAAAUAUGUGCAUCAGUGCCUGGUACGCCAAGGUAUAAAACCUCAAGUCCAUCGAUCAUAAUUGAACGUUCUUCUAGUCCCUAUUUCUCUAGUGCCUCAAAUAGCCCACUAUUAAAUUCUGCUGUGUUUCAGGGAUCAAAUUUAUCAUCUAUGCCAUCUAACUAUGCACCCCUUAAAGUUGGUUGUCAACUAAAUAUCCGAACAGAUUCAAACUCUAUUAUUAAUAAAAACUUACUAAUUGUAAGCAAUCAAAGUAAAAAUAUGCAAGUCUUUGCACCUCUUAGUCCAUCAGAUCUUAAGGAAAGUAGCAAUAUAACAUCUAGUGGAAUAUGUACUGCUUUACAGAAAAGUUCAUCCAAUGUUAGUCCUGGGCGUAAGAGUAAUUCUAGCUCUAUUAGUCCUUCCAUCAGUGUAUCACAAAAUAUGUCGCCAAUAUUGGCUUCUACAAAUGCCCAUUCCAGCUUGGACAUUGCUAAAACUAAUGCUGCUAAUAAACGCCUACGGAAAGAAAACUCUUAUAGCAAUUGUUCAUCUCCUGAAAUAAUAGAAGUGAUCACUCUUGAUGAUUCUCCUAUUGGAAAUGGUAUGAGCGAGGUUAAUGAAAAUGUGUCACCUAGUGAAAGUUCCAUUAUAAUUAAUUCUUCUGUUAGCAAUUCCAAUUGUGUUACAAGUGAAAAAUCUCUAACUACAAACUUAAAAACUACAAAGCGAAAAAGGAGCUUUGAUAAAAAUGAGCUUCAUGAAAACAAGUUAGGAGAUGUCUUAGCUUCCCUUCCUUCAGGCUCAAAACAUCCUAAAGUAAAAACAACUCAGCAAUUAAUUGCUGACUUGCAAGCAAAAAAAGGUUUAAAUACUGUACUCUCUCCUAAUAGUCUAACCUCAAUUGACUCUCUUAACUGUUCUGAAGCUGAAAUGUCACGAACAAAAUCUGAGUUGUUAAAAAAGUUUUUGAUUCAAUCAGCUAGGAAUGAAAACAAUGUGAGCCCAAUAAAUGAUUCUAGUAUAUCAAAUUUAAGUGACUACAAUUCACAUCUUGUUUCAGAUGUUCCUUCUGUGAUAAAUACUAACUUGGAAGUUUCCUCACGCAUUUCUUUUCCAGAUCCAGUUGAUGAGGAAAUUAAAAGCAUACUUUCAGCUUUGCCUCCAAUUAAUCUAGCUGAAAUUGAUCUUGAAGAGGCCUAUUCUUCACCAAGCCAAUCUGUGUCUGUGACAGAUGAUUUAAAUAAGUUGCAAAAUUCCUGGGAGUUUGUGAACGGUAUUUAUGAUUGUCAUGGUAAUUGGAAGUCUUGGGUUGAAUGCAGUGAACAAAGAUCUUACCUAGGGGAAAGCUUUCAAGUAAUGCCUUAUGUAAAUACUGAUUAGAUAAUGAAUUGUUCUAUGGUGAAGUCAAGGAAUUGAUUUCCUUUUUUAAUACCAUAUAAAGGAACCUUUCUGAUAAAGAGUAUAUAUUUCAUAUGGUUUAAUGAUGUGAUAUCUAAAAUUAAUUUUUAUAUCUAUAUUUUUUGUUACAGUUGCAGUACAGCACAUUUUGCCUUCCUUUUUUUUUCUACAAUAUCUUUUAACUGGUUUAAGUUAAAUGUUUCCUUAUCAACAUUAAACUAUAUUUUUCUUCUUAAAUGUUAUUUUUAUGAAGUGAGUUAUGCAUUGUUAUUUGUCAUUCCACUUUCGAACUACUAUGUCCUUUAUGUUUGAAAACAUAGAUUCUAAUUUUUCUAUCUUUUUAAGUGGUGAUGGCAAUUGAAAUUAAAUGAUUUGUUAAACUGUCUGAAUUAAAAAUAUAUUUUUUCUCUGACAUUCUUAUCUGUUUAACUUAAUGGAUGGUUAACCAAAUAAAGCUGAGCAAAAAAAAAAUUUGGAUUAACAUUUCUGGUAUCAAGUUUACAUCAAAGCCAGAAUUCAAAUUAUUAGGAAUUGAUUAAUUUAUGCAGAUUUAUUGCCUUAUGAAGUCUGUUUUAAAAUUUCAAACGACAGAGUUAAAAAAAUAAAUAAUAAUCCGGAAUAAAUAGCUUAAUUAAGCAAUUACAUCUGAAACAUAGUAACUCGUUUCUUUGAUUAAUUGUAAUUUUUUUUUUUUUUUCAGUUCUGUUUAUAAUUUAAGACAUGAUUAAGUUAACCGAACUAAUAAUAUCUUGUAAAAUCUGCUCAGAGAAAAACUUAUUCUACCGAAUGUUUAGAGGAUGUUUCACAAAACUUCAUUUAGUUUUAAGAAUCUUGGUUAUUAUCUAUUAACCAUCCAUUAGACUUAAUCCGGGGUUGGUAUAAAUUUUUUUUUAAUCAAGAUUUUUUUUACUUAUUUGAAUCUAGAUUUUUUUAUAUAUAUUUGCCUUCUAAGCUCUGGUAAAAUGUAUUAAUAUUAUACCUAGGACAAUUAUUAAUUCUAACUAAAGUGGUUAAAAUUAUUAUUUAAAUCUUGCAAAUGAAUUGCUCUGAAUAAAUGCAGUCCAUAAGUUUUAUUCAAGCUCAUCAGCACCCUAAUGAAUUUGUAAAGACCCAAUUUGUCAGUCAGAUAUUAAAGAAUAUAGUAGUUUAGAUAAAGAAAUCAAUUAUUCUUUACAGAAUCUUUCAUUUUUUAAUAGAAAAAAAUGAAUAUUUAGUGUUUAAAAAGUGCUUUAAUUUAAAUAAACAAAACUGAAAGAUUAUAAUUGAAAUAUGUUUAUUAAACAGCAAUUUAAAGUUAAUAAAAAUUUAUAAUUUUAAAUUAUCACUUUUAUCAUUAAAAAAAAAUUUCCAUCAAUGAAAUCAAACAUAGAAUUAAAAAAUCCACAAUUUAACUAAUAUAUUUAUAAAUUAAGUGGCAUAAAAACUAUUUUGGACAGAAAUGAUUUUGAAAGAAAAAAAAAUCAGGUUAUUUUAAUCAUGCCAACCCUGUUAAUUUCCCUGUUACUUCAUUUAGGAAUCAUCUGUCUUUACUUAUAAAUUUCCUCUGAUCUGAAUUUCAGGGAAUUUUUUAUACAUUUAUAAUCUUAAAAAUUACUUUCAUUCAAAUUUAUUUAAUUUUUUUCUGGUUAAUUUAGAAUUAUAUUUUUCAUUUCUUAAACUAUGUAAAUUUCUGUUGCUUUAAAAGAAAAAUUAUAUUUUAAAAUGAAUUCUAUGGAUAUAUUUAUUAGUCAAUUGUAUUUCAGAUGUAUUAAAUUUUUUAAAUUUCUUUUAUUCUAGUCACAUAUAGUUGGGAUUUUUUUUUAAUUCAAUUAACUUUUAUUUGAAUACCCAGUCCUCACCAUUAUUAAGCAUUAAGUUUUUUUUCUUUCUUUUUUUUAAUUAAGUAAGGUCUUAAUUUUUGUAAAAACCUUUAGUUGUGCAUUGUAGUUUUGCAAGCUAUAAAAUCAACCUUUUUGCGAAGGAAAAUUGGUAUUAUCACUUACAAAAGUAAAUAGUCUGCAUUCUUACUUUUCAAUUUACAUAUCUAUAAAAAAUGUAUUUUAAAGAAAAGUCAGACUACUUGAUUGUUUACUUUCCUAAUUUUCUGGGAGCAAAAAACUUCAAUUCAUUAUGGCUGACUAUGCAUAUUAAAGUGCCAUGUAUUUGCCUUUAUACAUGAGUAGGAAAUUGAAAUAUCAGGAAAAGUUCUAUUUUGUCAUUGAUGUUUUGGUACAAAUAAUUUUAAAAUAUUUUACGAUUACAUUCUAUUCUUUAAAUCUCAUAUUGUUAAAUUGCUUUUGUUCUCUUUAUUAAUAACUUUGAUUUAUUGAGACUUCAUAUAGAAAAUCUUAAAUUGUGCUUUUUUUUCCAUUCAUUUAAUACUUCCUAUUUAUAACACACUGUGCCUGUAGUUAUUAUUAGUUGGCUGUUAGUAUUUCAAAAAGAUAUGUUGGUUUAUAGUAGUCAAAAUUAUCUGAAUUAGAGAUCUGGUUUUUGGAUGUUUAAAACUAGUUUUUAAACUAAUUUUUGGCCAGGCAUGUUUUACUUUUAAAAAAAAAAAAAUUUAAAUUUUAAGGAUUACUGCACACUAUUUGAAACCUUUGAAAAAAGUUUAAGUGUUUGCUGAAAAUGAUAAGUUUUAAUGGUGAGUUUUCGAAUUUUUUACAGUAUUUUUCCUUUUGCUGAUAAUGUCCUUAAUAGUGCUGCCUGCAUAUUAUUCCUGACAUUUAUGCUGUUUCAAUACUGCUAAAUUAAAAAACAUCUAUAUGCCUUCAUAUUUAAAUAUUUUUGACAAUAUUUAAUAACCUUCAUAUAACAUCCUGAAUGACCAGAAUAAUUACCUUUUUCAGAACUUGUCUUUUACAUUUAGAAUUUUCCAAUUUUAACAAAUUUGUUAGUGCUAGCUUUUUUUUUAUUUAUUUAAACUAUCUAUAUUUUUAGUUUCAUUUUUAAUUGAUAGUUAUACAAUUUGUGUUUUUUAUUUUACAUAAAGCAAACAAAUUUAUCUUUGUUUAUAUAGUUACAUAAAAAAAAUUUACCAAUUAAUCAUAUUGCACGUACUGUUAUUUUACUCAUUUUACAAGUAUCUCCAAAUGAAUUUUAUUUAAAAUUGCAAGACUUUUGUUCUGUUAAAAUUUUUAGCUUAUGAACUAUAAGUUAUUUAUGCACACAGCUAUAAGUGAUGCUGAAAAAAAUAACAGAAUUACUCCAGGUAUCAAUAAAAGCCUAUUGCAGUGACUUCAAAAUGUUCAGUAUUAUUUCUAGUGUUGUCACAAAUGUUAUUGUAAAAUGAUUUAUUGCUCUAGAAUUUAACCAGUGCUCUGAUUCAACUGGUUCAGAUAUCAGUCUUUAAGAUAGGAAAAUUUGAAAUAUAUAUCCUAAAAAUUUGAAUCCCAAAUAAAUUAUAUAAAUCAUUUUUAAAAAAUUAAUGUGCCAGUUUCGAAAUGGUUUGAAACCAGUACUACAUUCAACUUUGUUUUGGGAUGUACUGUAUUUUAGCUUUGAACCUUUAAAUCACCCAAAUCCGACCUACUCUGAUAGCUUUUGUAUUUAAUAGGUAACAUAUUGCUCUAACAAAUACUAGGCAAUAUUUUAACAGCAACAAUGUUUUAAGAAACAAGAAAAAAUCCUUAACUUUUAUUAAAAGUAUGCUGUCUAUAAGUGGAGUUUUGAGAUACGUUGUUAACCCUAUCAAUUCAUUAUAGGAUUCUUAUAUUAUCGGGAGCAUGUCAAAAGGUAAACUGGCAGCCACAUUGUUUAAUUUGUUUACUCAGUCUAAUUCUAUGAAAAUCUAUCUUUUCUGAAUCCCCAGAAAAAAAGUAAUUUAUUUUUAAACAUACUGCCUUAUUUUCUUAAGAGUAUAACUGCGAUUAAUUGAAUUCCCAAUAUAAAAAGUGUCUACUCAAGGAUUUUGAAAUUGUGUACUACAGUAUACUUUGUAGGCAGAGCUUCUUAGGAAUGUGUGAAGCAUUACAAAUGGAAGGUUGAGUCAAUACAACAAGCUAUAUUUUCGAAUUGCUUUUUGAGUGUUUUGUGGAAAUUCUGAAAACUUAUUGCCAAUCUGAAUACAAUACUAAAGAAUUCUUAGGUGAAAAGUCUCUUUUGUUGGAAAAGUUACCUUCCACUAUUUUGCACCAAAUCAAUAAAAUAAAUAUUAUAUUUUCUAAGUAUUGUUUUAUUGUGACUUUACUUAUACCCUGAUGCAACUAAAACACGCUCCUUUGCUCAUAUCUUUCGUACUGCUCCAGCAGUCGUAGACUGUUUCUGCAAUUCAACUGUAGCAUGAGGUCAUUUAGGUUAGAUAAUAGUUGCUUAUCUAAGAAACUUCUCUUUUGGCUGGUCAUGUGUGCUAUUUUCUUUCUUCACUUAUGAAGAAUUAAUAGGCGUUUUUUCAACUAUGGGCUAGAGAAGAAUUUUUAACUGUCACUUUUGAAGCAACGUCUGCUGCAGAGUUUUGAUCUUAUAAAUAUUGGUGUCUAUAAUCAUCUGAAAUAUUACUGAAAAGCUCUAAAUGUUUCGAAGUAUUAUCAGCAGAUUUGUAAAAUUCUUUUUUUUUUAAGCUCUUUUGAUUAUAUAUUUUAAAUUUAUAUAAUAUGAUACAAAUGCAUUUUAAUGUAUGUCUUAUAUUAGUAAUUCCCAAGUUUUUUGCAAUUUCAAAAUAUUUAUGUAUCGAAAAACAUAACUAAGUAGAUCAUGAAACAUAAGUCUAUAUCAGGAAGAUUUGUUUGUAACUUGUAAUGAAAUAAUACAAUUGCAAUUACUUUCAAAAAAUGAUAAUUAAAGUUUGUCCAUUUAUUUUGAGAAAAGACAAACAACAAAUAUGGAUGAAGAAAAAAAGGACAACAGAUAACUCCAUGUGUGCAAUUACUUGAUAAAUGCUGAUAUGUAAUUUGAAACAUUUGCAUCCCUUAGUUAGAAACUAGGAAACCAUUGUUUAAUCAGUACAUUUACAUAAAAUUGUCACUGAGUGCUUGAAUAUGAACACAUAAUCAGGUUUUUAUCUAGCUAUCCCCCUAGUAUGUCUCCACCACCGCCAUUAAACAGAGUAUCUACUUUGAGAUAAUUCAGAAAUAGUUCGAAGUCAAACUAUCAAGCUGGUCAAGUAACAAAAAAUUUUAAAAUGUUACA